UAGGAUGGCAGAGGCAAGCAGAGGAGCUAAGGGAAAGGCUUUAGUACAAUAUUCAAAUGGGUUCGAGGAAGAAUAUGCUUCAAGAAUGUACCAGUUUCAGGUACUGUUGCCAAGUGGUGUGAGCAUCAGCCUCACGCUGAACAACCCUGGCGAAGAGAUGUUGGUUCGUGAUCUAUUGCAUAGUGUCAAGAGGGAGUUGAACAGUGCCCCUGUGGGAGGUGGAAAGGUGCGGGAGAUACACUGGGAUGGCAAUAUUUUUCUAACGGACCUCCUUGACAAGAAGAUUACAGACAAAAUCAAGUUUAGCAACUUUGAUACCAAGAGUACAAACAUAUUAAGACUCCACGAUGAAAAAGGAGGAUUUGUCAGUACAUUUGAGAAUAUGUGGGACCUUACCCCUCAGACUGAUCUGGUUCAAGAGCUUCCGGCAGAAUAUAGCAUUGAGAGUGCUCUUGUUGACCUUAUUGAUAAUGCACUGCAAGCUGUGUGGUCCAAUGGUAAUGGAGAAAGGAAGUUGAUCAGGAUAACAGCUAACAAAGAUAAGAUUGUGAUUUUUGAUACUGGUAGGGGAAUGGACGGUUCCGAUGCGAAUUCUAUCUCUAAAUGGGGUACAAUGGGUUCUUCUAACCAUAGAGCAUUUCGGCAGAAAGGUAUUGGUGGGAAAGCACCAUAUCUAUUGCCCUUCUUUGGGAUGUUUGGUUAUGGUGGAACUAUUGCUUCAAUGCAUCUUGGAAGAAUUGCUAUUGUUUCCUCUAAAACUAAGGAAUCUAGAAAAGUGUUUAUCUUACACCUAUCAAGGGAGGCCUUGCUGGAAAAACCAGUAUCUAAGAAUUCCAAAUACACUUGGAAGACUGCUGGAGGAGUUAGGGAUCCAUCUAAAGAGGAGAUGCUGUUGUCACCACACCAGAGUUUUACCCAGGUGGAGAUCUGUCGGUUGAAAAAACAUCUAGAAGUAGACAGACUUCUUGGUUUUUUGAAGGACAUCUAUUUCCCAUAUAUCCAGUAUGAUGAGGAUAAUGAAUCAACGAAUACAAGGAACCCAGUUGAAUUCGAGGUGAAUGGUGUAAAUUUAGCAGAGGUACAAGAAGGUGAAGUCACAGUAACUAAUAUGCACUCUUCAAAUGGUCCUGAUUUUAUUUUGCACCUAAAGUUUACAGAAAUAACAGCAGCUUCAUGUCAAUCCCAUGCGCGGUUGAAGUGUGUCUACUUUCCAAUUACAAAGGGAAAAGAAUCUAUAGACGCUAUCUUGGAAAAGUUAAGGAUCGAUGGCUAUGAAAUGAAAGAGAACUUUGACAAGUUCUCUCGUGUAUCAAUUCGUCGACUUGGGCGUUUACUUCCCGAUGCUAGAUGGGGUCCUCUUCCAUUCAUGGAAGCUAAAUACAGAAAAGGCCGCAAGGCUGAAUUCUUUAGAAGAUGCUGCAAGAGGGUAAAAUGCUUUGUAGAAACAGAUGCAGGGUUCUCUCCAACACUUUCAAAGACUGAUUUAGCACAACAUAAUCAUUUUACCAAGGCACUUCGUAAUUGGGGCAGCAAUUUUUUGAACAAUACCUCAGCUGAGGUUGAUGUUGAAGCUCAUGACAAGGACGGAAAAUUACUAAGUUAUAAUCAGCUGGAGAAACAAUACUAUGAUUGGAUCAAGGAAAUGCAUGAUAAGUAUGAUGUGGAAAUGGAUGGUGGGGAUGAUGAACCCACCCUUAUUAUCAAUCCAAAGUGCAAGGAACGACUUGCAAUAUCCAAUGAUGUUGAAGUCAUUAGACUUCAUAGAUCAAUUAGCAGAAAAGGGAAAACUUGGAGGAGAGGAGAUCAUCUGAAAAUUCAUAAGGGAGCAACUGGACGUAUGAAAACUGCAUUCUAUUCGUUGAAAACUUCUUUGUGUACCACUUUGGAGUACAUUGUUGUUGAAGGUCUUCAAGGAGAUAUUUGCGGUGAAGCCCGCCUUAUAUGCAGGCCUAUCGAUUGCUCUGACGAGCAAGGAUGCUGGCUCGAUGAAACCGAGUGCACGAGUCCAAACAUAUCUAUACAAGAAUCAGUCUCGUUUCCUGUCAGCAUAAUAGAAGAUAGACUGUGCGAAAUUAUGGAUGAUAAUUCUUGGAAUCAAGUGCUGAAAAAGAGAAAGGAGAAGGCUCCUGCAUGGAUUGAACUCAUCAGGAAUUCUGAAGUCGACACUCUUGGACUAGGAGGGGAUCUACCAUAUGAAGGUGAUGUAAUGGCUGGUUAUCAACCUCCACACGAAAUUGUAGCUGUUUUACGGCCAGGAAAUUAUACGCCUAGCUCCACUGGUCAUCUUGAGCAGAAGUAUAUUGUGAAGGAUGAGCUGGAGAUGGUAAUGGAGGUUAAACAUUUGGCCAGAAGUAAAGACUGUCCUGCAAAACUUGUUGAUAGAAAGGUGAAGAAAACCUCAUUGCAUAAUGACAUACAUGGACUGUACGUAUUUCCAUUGAGAGAAGCUUCAUGGAUAUUUAAAAAAUCUGGAGUUUACCAGUUUAAUUUCUCUGUGAGUUGCAGAGAUACAAGUAUCAUUCAGAAACAGACAACUAUAACAGUCUGUCCCGACUUGAACUCUAGGCGUUGUCUUUUCAGUAUCGUUGGCUCUUCUACUGAUAGUGCUCCUGUGAAUAUAAGGCUUGGAUGUCCAGUUAGAUGUCUUGUUGUUAAAAGUGUUGAUCAAUAUGGAAAUGAAAUUCCUUUCCUUGAUACAUCUGGCAUUACUAUAACUAUAUUUGAUGGUGAUGAUGUCCUUGCGCAUGUUGAUGACGUUGAAGUGGAACUCUCAUCAGAUUCAUUAGCGAUGAACGUCAAAGAUUUUGUGUUUAAAACCAGCAAGUUAGACAUACUACGGCCAAAGUAUGGGGCGAAGUUGAAGCUAUCUUCAUUGGAUAAUAAGUUGUCUGGUAUAUGGCCAUGUAAAGUUAAACCAGGCCUUCCAUCAACCAUUAUUAUGGACAUGUCCGUCUUCUUGGAAGAGAAUUUAACUCCUGGAAGAGUGAUUGAUAAUUUCCUUCUUGAGGUGUUUGAUCAAUUUAGCAAUCAGGUUGAAGAAGGAACCGAACUUAAUAUCCAUGUUGAUGGACUCUGCUUUCUAGAUAAAAAAAGCUCCGUUCAGAAGAUUCCUGAAAGUUGUCUGGCUGGAUCCAUUCUGGACAUCAUAUUUGAAGUUUCUGAUAGUAACGGUCUGAUUGAUGAAUCCAUAGAUGGACCCCUUCAUACACUCAACAUCACAUCGAAUGAAUUACCACUAGCGGAAGGAGCACGAUAUGCCAUUAAACAUGGAAGGUGUGUAGUUUCUCAUGUGCAGCUUCCUCAUGAACAAGGAAAUGUCACUAUUGUGGCAUGUCACACACAUUAUCCUGAUCUGCAAAUAACGAUUCAGUUUCAAGUUCAACCUUUUGAUUUGGCGUUGACCUGCUUUGAGGAUGGACCUGAACCUAUAUUGAGCGAUCCAAUUUUAUCCCUUGACAGUUCAAAUCCUUUAAUGCCCUUUCAAGUUGCUCCUGCUCAACCUAGUCAUCUUGUCACAUAUGUAAAAGAUGAUAUUAAGAAAGCUAAAAGUAAAGUUGGAGAUACCUUUUCAGAGAUAGAGUCUUCGAAAAAUAGACUUGUAACUCUUUAUUCUCGCAAGGAAUCACUGGAGGAGGAAAUUGACACCCUAAAAGGUGAGAUCGGGUCUAUGGUUGGUUAUUUCAUUGAUGCAAAGGAGUUAAUACGUCAUAAAAUUAGAGAAAAACUUGGUACUGCUGCUUUUGUUCUAUUGUCUAGUCGUCGUGAAUGUUUCAUCGAUGAUUUUGUUGGUAUUGUUGCCCUACUUGGAACUGUUCCAGACAUCAAAAUUGGCAGGAUGCUUGCUGUAUAUCUUGGCAAAGAUGACAUGCUUUCCGUAGUUUGCAAGACAAUGGAUGCUGCUAAUUGCAUCGAGAAAUACAACACAGAUGGAGAUGUAGAUGUUGGUUUUGGCAUUCAUCAUGAAGCAGCUACUCUAGGAGUACCCAUAAAGAGUAGAUUUUCUACCAUCUGCCUAGAUGAUAUAGAGUCACCUCUUUUCUGCAGGCCCUAUAAAUGUCUUAUGCAGAACAGUCCACAAAAGGAAUUAAACCUGACGUGGCCGUUUCCAUUUGUUAAAAGACCUAAGGGAUUCAAAGGAUUUGCUGUCAAUAUGAUAAAUCUUUCUGACGAGAACUUGAACAUAACAACUAAAGGUGGACAUGGACUCCGUGAAACUUUAUUUUAUAGUCUCUUUGGAGAGCUUCAAGUUUAUGAAACCCGAGAUGAUAUGUUCCGAGCCAAGGACUAUUUGAACGGUGGAGCAAUAUCAUUGGAUGGUGGCGUUAUUAAAGGAAAAGGAAAACUUCUUCUUGGUUACAGUGAUCCAAAGAUAACAUUUCCUGUUGCCUCCGGCUCGAUGAAGAUGCCAGAUGAGUUAAAAGGUCAUCAGGAUGUCAUCACGAAGACAGGAAACCUGGAUGAAAAAGUGAAGCUUUUGGAAGCAAUCAAAACCGAAAUAAGCAAACAAGAAAUGGUUGCUAAGGAACUGUUGGAGAAGUUCAACAAGAGGAAGCGCAAGUUUGACGAGAUAUCAGAGAAAAUAAUCCAGGCUUAUGGCAGGGAGCAUGUUCUUUGGUGCACCCCGGUGAAAGCGGAAAUGCAUGAUCUGUAA
This is a messenger RNA of Panicum virgatum (switchgrass), 4651 nucleotides long. Its product is annotated as structural maintenance of chromosomes flexible hinge domain-containing protein GMI1-like. Bases 5 to 4651 code for a protein of 1548 amino acids. The record is from RefSeq and is a predicted model, not a curated record. NCBI's taxonomy places the organism in Eukaryota, Viridiplantae, Streptophyta, Magnoliopsida, Poales, Poaceae. The transcript is spliced from 35 exons.